Messenger RNA from Papilio machaon (common yellow swallowtail), 1403 nucleotides. RefSeq names its product LIM/homeobox protein Lhx9 (gene ap). The record is from RefSeq and is a predicted model, not a curated record. Gene Ontology annotation, cellular component: nucleus. The transcript has 7 exons. NCBI's taxonomy places the organism in Eukaryota, Metazoa, Arthropoda, Insecta, Lepidoptera, Papilionidae. Gene Ontology annotation, molecular function: RNA polymerase II transcription regulatory region sequence-specific DNA binding; DNA-binding transcription factor activity, RNA polymerase II-specific. The coding region runs from base 274 to 1356 and encodes 360 amino acids. Gene Ontology annotation, biological process: neuron differentiation; regulation of transcription by RNA polymerase II.
AUUUCGAACAGUUGAAUGCGUAUUGUAACUGUUCGCCGGCGAAUUUUACCGCCACGCGACGCUUUUGGCGACGUUGCCACUUCGCGCUACGAAAUAUAAGGUUUUGCUAUAACAAAACAAUUGGAAUCCUGCUUUGAUUCAAUCAGGCAAAAACAGAUCAGUCAAGUUAUGUCUGCGGCCAUCGGCAACGGAGAACAGUCAGCGCAAGGUGAAUUUAACUCUGUUAUUUGAGGAACAGAGUCCGUUGUGGGCGGCACGACGGAGCAGGAAGCCAUGCUUAAGGAGCGGCAGAGUUUGGAGGGGUCGCCUGCUGCCCCAGACGAGUGCGCCGGCUGCGGGGGAAGGAUACAAGACAGGUUUUACCUACUUGCCGUGGACCGACAAUGGCAUGGUACUUGCUUGAGAUGCUGCGAGUGUCGAUUGCCCCUUGACACUGAGCUGACUUGCUUCUCAAGAGAUGGAAACAUCUACUGCAAGGACGAUUACUAUAGAAUGUUCUGCGUGAAGCGCUGCGCUCGCUGUGGCAAUGGCAUUACCGCUAACGAGCUUGUGAUGAGAGCACGCGACAUGGUGUACCACCUAACUUGCUUCACAUGCUUCACUUGUGGCACUCUACUGUCCAAGGGUGACGUGUUCGGCAUGAGAGAUGGAUUGGUGUACUGUCGUCCACACUAUGAUAACGCGUGUAUGGAUGAAUAUUGUGAAGACGAUACGAACAGCGUCUAUAGGUGUCAAGAUAUGCACAGCGGAGGUGAUUCUCCAUCACAGUUCUACAACGGAGGACCAAGUCACAAAGGACGUCCUAGGAAAAGAAAACUAGCUCAAGGGUCACCCGAAGACAUGCAGGUGCAAACAAUGCGAAUGAGCAGCACAGCACUCGAAAUACUGCAUAGAGGUGAUUUGUCUUCCUCAAUGGAAUCAUUGGCUUACGAUUCGUCAGUGGCUUCGCCAGGUAGCGUCUCGAGCCACACACAACGCACCAAGCGAAUGCGAACCAGCUUCAAGCAUCACCAGCUGCGCACCAUGAAGUCCUACUUUGCGAUUAAUCAAAAUCCUGACGCCAAAGAUUUAAAACAGCUUGCGCAGAAAACUGGCCUCUCGAAACGAGUCCUACAGGUCUGGUUUCAAAAUGCGCGGGCAAAGUGGCGACGUAACAUCAUGCGUCAAGAAUCGAACCAGCACGUACCGAUGACCGCGAACGGCAACCCGGGCCACUCGGGGAACACGUCUCUUGUACCAGGACCGGUGUCGACGAAUGGUGUCCCUUCUACAAUGAUGAUGGGCGAACCACUCCAAGGUAUAGACGACAUGAGAGUACAUACUCCUCAUCCGAUAAGUUUCAACGAAUUGUAUUAAUAAACGAUGAUAAAAAUCGAGUCGUACAUUACUAUCUUUGUAUUCUU